AUGCAAUUGAACCUCCACGCCCUCGUCCUCGCCAAUUUGGCUCUCCUCGCCGCUGCCGCACCAGUGGCCGUUCCUGCGCCAGACACCCCCGUCCUCGCCCGGGACUUGGCCGACACCAGUGACAACACAGUCGCUUUGCCCGUUGACGUAUUCAGCGGUGGCAACACCCAAAUAGGCCACGCGUUGUCCUACAUCGGCCAGAUCGACCGCCGCAAGGACGCCGUCUCCGCGCGCGACUUGGUCAGCGUCGACGACAACUCGGUCACCAUCCCCGAUGACGUCAACAACAAUGGCAACACCCAGCUAGGCGACGGAAUCUCCACCAUCGGCCGUCGCAAGGACGUUGUCUUCGCGCGCGACUUGAUCGACCUCAGUGACAACACAGUCGCUUUGCCCGUCGACGUCUAUGGCAAUGGCAACACCCAAUUGGGCCACGCGAACUCCAUCAUUGAUAAGAUCGCCCGCCGCAAAGUCAUCUUCGCGCGCGACUUGGCCAGCGUCGGCGAUAACUUGGUCACCCUCCCUGUUGACGUACAUGGCAAUGGCAACACCCAGCUGGGCGACGGAGUCUCCACCAUCGGCCGCCGCAAGGACGUCGUCUCCGCGCGCGACUUCAUCAGCAUCGAUGACGACACAAUCACCUUGCCCGUCGACGUCUUCGACGACGGCGAUACCCAGGUGGGCUACGGGGCAUCCAUCAUUGACGAGAUCGAACGUCGCGAGGACGUCGUCUCCGCACGCGACUUGCUCAGCAUCGAUGACAACACGACCAAUGCUCCCGUUAACGUCCAUGGCAAUGGCAACACCCAGCUGGGCGACGGAAUCUCCACCAUCGGUCGCCGCAAGGACAUCGUCUCCGCACGCGACUUGCUCAGCAUCGAUGACAACACGACCAAUGCUCCCGUUGACGCCCAUGGCAAUGGCAACACCCAGUUGGCCGACUGGGAUUCCAGCAUCGGCCGCCGCAGUGAACGGCGACCUGAAUUGUACUUCACGGACGUAGUGAUCGUGAAGGCCAAUGUGGCAUUCGCUGUUGCGUCCGGCGCACUUUUCCAGUACUCGAUGUUACAAAACAAUGCGUUCGAUCGAUAG
Postia placenta MAD-698-R-SB12 is the source of this 1092-nucleotide messenger RNA. RefSeq lists its product as hypothetical. Lineage: Eukaryota; Fungi; Basidiomycota; Agaricomycetes; Polyporales; Adustoporiaceae. The record is from RefSeq and is a predicted model, not a curated record. The transcript has 3 exons. Bases 1 to 1092 code for a protein of 363 amino acids.